This is a messenger RNA of Archocentrus centrarchus (flier cichlid), 2804 nucleotides long. It is a transcript of the gene ccnyl1, whose product is annotated as cyclin Y-like 1. The record is from RefSeq and is a predicted model, not a curated record. Gene Ontology annotation, molecular function: protein kinase binding. Lineage: Eukaryota; Metazoa; Chordata; Actinopteri; Cichliformes; Cichlidae. Gene Ontology annotation, biological process: regulation of cyclin-dependent protein serine/threonine kinase activity. The coding region runs from base 854 to 1888 and encodes 344 amino acids. The transcript is spliced from 11 exons.
UGCCAAGUCGUUCCAGUUUGGGAGCUCCGGCAACAGAUGGUGGUAGCGGCAACGGCUACCUACGGCAGUAGUCUGGUAGUGUGGAGACUCAAAUGGGGGUGUCCGGAAUAGUUAGUAGAAUUGGUUGUCUAAUGGGGGACCGGGAAAAGGCUUUGCCAGUCCAACUCCACUGAUAGUUUCUCGCUUGCUCUCUUGGAUUUUUUGAGGUUUUUUGUUUCUUUGUUUUUCAGAGAAGGCCGCAAAAGCCUCGAGCUGGAUUUGCCGAUACGCUGAGCUCAGUUGCAAGAGGAGAUCUCUGGGAUUGCUCGGAAAGUCUCAUAAAAUGUGUCUCCCGCAGUUUGACAUUUUGAAGUCGUGACGCAUUCACUUUCUGGACACAGCUGUGUUUGCAUGGUACCAAAAGGUGGAACUGAUGAGGAACAGCGAAAAGUUACCGAGGCAGGCUAACUAGUUAGCUAACAUGCUAUAAUGCUAGUUGACUACUUAGCAGCGAAACUCUGGCAUGUUGAAUGAAUGAAUGAAUGGACGGAUCACCUGUAUUAAACUGACAGCGGCUUGUUGUUAGGGCAAAAACACAUCGAUUGUUACAUACUUCCACUCUGAUUUUCCACAAAAAGGUGAGCCCUUUGAUUAUUUGGUUUUCGGUUGUUGCACUACUUAGCCACAAAUGGACAGGAAUGCAGUUUCAGGGAGUUGGAGGAGAGCGGCGUUUUAGCACGCAAAGAUAAUGUCCUUGCACUGACUGAAGCCUGGUAAUGCUUAUGAGGCCGAGGGGAGCUAACCUCAGCUAGCCACAGAUAUUUGCACUACUUGGAUUUGGCUGCAAUAGUGUGAAGCUUCCGCGCAGUUUGGAAUGGGGAAUACGGUGUCAUGCUGUGUGUCUCCCGAGUCGAGCCCCAAACUACCGUCGAGACUGCCGGCAGAGCGGCUGGAGGAGUUCCAGACCAGCACCGAAGUGAGCGACGACAACACUGUACCCUACCUGCAGCACAUAAGCGACAGAGAGGUCCCUGACGAGCUGGCCUUGGAGUCUAAUCCAUCGGACCACGCCCGUGCAAGCACCAUCUUCCUUAGCAAGUCCCAGACAGAUGUACGAGACAAGAGGAAAAGUAACCACAUAAACCAUGUCGGUCAUGUAUCUCCUGGUCCACUGUCAAAGAAAUACAGCUCCUGUUCAACCAUCUUCAUAGACGACAGCACCGUGAGCCAGCCAAACCUCAAAAGCACAAUCAAAUGUGUCACUUUAGCAAUAUACUACCACAUCAAAAACAGGGACUCAGACAGGUCACUGGACAUCUUUGAUGAGAAGUUGCACCCCUUGUCGAGAGAGCCAGUGCCUGAUGACUACGCAUAUGUAGACCCAGAACACAAACUGAUCUACCGCUUUGUCAGAACGCUCUUCAGUGCUGCACAGCUCACUGCAGAAUGUGCCAUCGUCACACUUGUAUACUUGGAGCGCUUGCUGACCUACGCUGAGCUGGAUAUCUGCCCUGCCAACUGGAAGCGCAUUGUCCUGGGAGCCAUCUUGUUGGCUUCUAAAGUCUGGGAUGACCAAGCUGUGUGGAAUGUCGACUACUGCCAGAUCCUAAAAGACAUCACUGUGGAGGACAUGAAUGAGAUGGAGCGACACUUCCUGGAACUUCUGCAGUUUAACAUCAACGUGCCAGCCAGCGUCUAUGCCAAGUACUACUUUGACCUGCGACAGCUGGCUGACGACAACAACCUCAGCUUCCCUCUGGAGCCCCUCAACAACCAGCGUGCCCAGAAACUAGAGGCCAUUUCCAGACUAUGUGAAGACAAGUACAAGGACCUGAGUCGGGCGGCGAUGAGACGAUCUCUCAGCGCCGACAACCUGAUAGGUCCAUCACUUCUGAGAGAACGCAUUUAGCCGGAAGGAUGGAGUUCAUCUUUCUGGGAUACACUUUGGAUUGUAUUUGAUUUUUUUUUUUUUUUUUUUCUACAAAAAUGUUUGAUUUACUCCAUGCAGCCUUAAAGGAUGAGGAGGGUGCUGUAUUAUAUUUGUUGUUACUGUCACCAAAUCCCAUGAAAAGAUGAAGAUUUAAAUCUUUAAAAUGGCACAACAUGCCUGAGUGCUUUAAUGUUGGCUGAUCUUUUUCUUGGAUUCGUUAAUAGUAUAAAAAUAUAAAAUAUCACCAGAUGUAUCCUUUUGAUGAGCACUAAAAAUGGCAAAAUAUUCUUUCUUGUAAAUUAGAUUCAUACCAGAGGUUGCUGUGGAGCCUGUAACUCAGAUGUGUAUUGUCAGUAUGUUUUGAGUAUAUUUUGUGUCCAUCUGGACUCAGCCAAUACACCAUGUCUCAUAUUACAUGGAGCUGUUAUUACUCUGUGGGAGCUGGCUGACAUCCCUUCAGUCAGCUGUUUUGUAUCAGGAAAUCAGGAGUGCCAUUUGCGAUCGGGUGUUAAGUUAUGUAUACCACUGGUGAUCAAACGGGGCUGUUUACUGACUCUGGAUCAGUACUGCAAAUUAAUUGCUCCAUUUAGCUGUUGGGUUGACAUGUGGGUGGUCGUCAAUACAGUCCAGUCCCAGUAUUAAGCUUCUCAGAUCCUACCAUCCUAACCUUGUCUUUAAGAGCCCCCCCACCCCUGUCCCCCCACACCAGUGUUGUUCUUGUCCUAGGACCCAGCCACCCCGAGGUUUUGAACACACUACAUAGAUACUGAGGGGGAGGAAAAAAAACUGAUGGGCACUCCCCUCCUUUUUUGCUUACUAUGUAGGCUUCUAGCUGUGAAGUUUGUCUUGUUUUUAAUUGAGAAAAAAAAAAUUGCAGAUGGAGUAUUUUAAAUAA